UCGAACGGACUUACGCAGACCAUGUGAACCCUCUCUUAAGGUCAUACGAGCCUGGAAUAUGCUGCGACGAAUCCCUCAAUUUUCUCAUCACCUAAUAUACCUUCAAACAAACAGACCCUUCACAACCCUCCAACUGACAUUUAAUUCCUUCCCUCCCAAUUCCUCUGAUUCAAACACUCCGCGAUGCAACGUUCACCUACAUCAUGCAUUACAAGAAAUGUGCGUACAGGGCCUUAACAUGAAAUUCAAACACUAUGAUGCCGUGUUAAACGAGUGCGUGAAUCAUAAGUCUUUGAGGGGAGGCCAAAGGGUGCAAGCCCACAUGAUGAAAACCCAUUAUCUGCCCCCUGUGUACCUUAGGACGAGGCUGAUUGUGCUGUACGUGAAGUGUGAGGUUCUGAGUGAUGCGAGAAUGGUGUUUGAUGAAAUGCCAGUGAGGAAUGUAGUGUCUUGGACUGCGAUGAUUUCCGGGUAUACCAAAUCUGGGCUUUACUCGGAGGCCCUGAGCCUCUUUGUUGAGAUGCUAAGAUCAGGUACCUGUCCCAAUGAGUUCACUUUUGCCACGGUACUUACCUCUUGUAUGGGCGCUUUUGGCUUUGAAUAUGGGAGGCAAAUUCACUCACUUAUAGUUAAGAGCCCCUUUGAACUCCACAUGUAUGUCGGUAGCUCACUUCUUGAUUUGUAUGCUAAAUCUGGAAGAAUCCAUGAAGCACGGAUCAUAUUUGAAGGUUUGCCAGAGAGAGAUGUUGUUUCUUGCACUGCUAUUAUUUCAGGCUAUGCUCAAUUGGGACACGACAGAGAGGCACUCGAUCUAUUUUGUACAUUGCAGAGAGAAGGAAUGGCUUCAAACUAUGUCACUUAUGCUUGUGUUGUAACCGCACUUUCUGGUCUUGCUGCUUUUGAAUAUGGAAGGCAAGUGCACGGCCAUGUUCUUCGAUCUGAACUAUCCUUCUGUACUGUCCUUCAGAAUUCGUUGAUUGAUAUGUACUCAAAAUGUGGAAACCUCAAUUAUGCUAGGAGUAUAUUUGAUAAGAUGCAAGAAAGAACUGUUAUCUCUUGGAAUGCAAUGCUAGCAGGGUAUAGCAAACAUGGGAUGGGAAAAGCUGUAGUCGAUUUAUAUAACAUGAUGAGGGAAGAAAACAAAAUCAGUCCUGACAGCACCACUCUCUUAGCUGUAUUAUCUGGCUGCAGCCAUGGAGGAAUGGAAAACAAAGGCCUGAAAUAUUUUGAUGAGAUGGCUGGAAAAUAUGCAACGAAGCUUGGUAUUGAGCACUAUGGCUGUGUCAUUGACUUACUUGGACGUGCUGGGCAAUUAGAGAGGGCCUUGCAAUUCAUAGAAGAGAUACCUUUUAAACCAAAUGCUGCUAUCUGGGGUUCACUUUUGGGGGCUUGUAGGGUUCACCAAAAUAUUGGAGUUGGAAAAAUUGCUGGCAACCGACUUCUUGAAUUGGAGCCUGAAAAUGCUGGGAAUUAUGUGAUCCUUUGUAAUUUAUAUGCAUCCAAUGGAAAAUGGGAUGAAGUAAGAAAAGUGAGAGAGUUGAUGAAGGAACAAGCCGUGAUGAAGGAGCCAGGAAAGAGCUGGAUAGAGUUUGGUCGAACCCUUCAUACCUUUUAUGCAAGUGAUCGAUCACAUCCAAGAAAGGAAGAGGUGUUAUCUAAGGUAAGACAAUUAUCGGAUAGAAUAAAGGAAGUUGGUUAUAAACCUGAACUGAGUUCUGUUUUGUAUGAUGUGGAUGAGGAGCAGAAAGAAAAAAUGCUGCUAGGCCACAGUGAAAAGCUAGCUUUGGCUUUCGCAAUGAUGAAUGUUUCUGAAGCAAAGCCUAUACGUAUAAUGAAGAAUCUACGAAUUUGUGUCGAUUGCCAUAACUUUGCAAGAUUUGUAUCUCAGGUGUAUGUCAGGGAAAUACUCAUAAGAGAUAAGAGUAGGUUUCAUCAUAUUGUAAAUGGAGUAUGUUCUUGUGGAGAUUAUUGGUAAAUUCUUACUCAUACCGAGUUUUUUU
Molecule: messenger RNA, 2000 nt
Organism: Sesamum indicum (sesame)
Lineage: Eukaryota; Viridiplantae; Streptophyta; Magnoliopsida; Lamiales; Pedaliaceae
Product: Pentatricopeptide repeat (PPR) superfamily protein
Biological process (GO): RNA modification
Molecular function (GO): protein binding; zinc ion binding; RNA binding
Source: RefSeq, a predicted model, not a curated record